This is a messenger RNA of Aspergillus puulaauensis, 1740 nucleotides long. RefSeq names its product SD08430p. Bases 1 to 1740 code for a protein of 579 amino acids. The transcript has 2 exons. Gene Ontology annotation, molecular function: acetyl-CoA transmembrane transporter activity. Gene Ontology annotation, cellular component: membrane. Lineage: Eukaryota; Fungi; Ascomycota; Eurotiomycetes; Eurotiales; Aspergillaceae. The record is from RefSeq and is a predicted model, not a curated record.
AUGAAGCGCAAAACCAAUAACCUUUCCAAACGUCGGUCAAAGCCGACGCUCAAAGUCACGACCGGCUCGAACGGUCACACCCAUGACGAAAUGAAUUCCAACAUCGAAAUGCGCAAGCGGGAUACUUCCGCCGAAUCCUCCCCAUCCGCGCAAGCAAACCGUUUCAUGUCCAGAACCAGCUUCUCCCUUGACCAUGAUCCGCCUAUAACGCCCCAGACACCUAAGAUGACAACUACAAGCUUCAGCGAUCUUCCUCCAACUGACAAGAAAAACUUUUUGGUGCUAUGUCUUCUAUACUUCCUUCAGGGAGUUCCCAUGGGGUUGGCCACAGGAUCGGUCCCGUUUUUGCUAAAGCCGUACCUCUCCUACGGACAGAUCGGUGUCUUUUCGCUAGCGUCCUAUCCGUACUCGCUCAAGUUACUUUGGAGUCCCAUUGUGGACGCUGUAUGGAGUCGCCGGUUCGGCCGCCGGAAGAGUUGGAUCACGCCUAUCCAGGUCAUUGCUGGGCUGGCUAUGAUUUACCUCGGAAAACAUAUUGAAGACAUGAUGAAACAGGCCGGCGCGAACGGCGGAGCUGGUGUAUGGAAGUUUACAUACUGGUGGUUCCUACUGGUGUUUUUUUGUGCAACCCAAGACAUUGCCGUGGAUGGGUGGGCGAUUACUCUGAUGUCGACGCCGAACAUUUCCUACGCUUCCACUGCCCAGACUGUCGGCUUGACCGCGGGUCAUUUCCUGUCGUACACCGUUUUCCUCGCCUUCAGCUCGAAAGACUUCGCAAACCGUUGGUUCCGAUCAACUCCAGCUGAAGGUGGCCUUCUGUCGCUUGGUACCUACCUUACAAUUUGGGGGUGGGUGUAUCUCAUCGUGACCACCGGUCUUGCCGUUAUGAAGAAAGAAGACCAUGUUUCCGAGCGCGACAGUAUCUCGGCUGUUUACCGCAGCAUGUGGAGUGUUCUGAAGCUCAAGAACGUCCAGGCCAUUAUCUUGGUGCAUUUGAUUGCCAAAAUUGGCUUCCAGGCCAACGAUGGGGUUACCAGCCUGAAGCUUCUAGAUAAGGGUUUCGGUCAGGACAACAUGGCUCUAGUGGUUCUUAUCGAUUUCCCCUUUGAAAUAGGACUAGGCUACUACGCUGGUAAAUGGUCGACGGAAUACACUCCCAUGCGGCUCUGGUGCUGGGCCUUCGUCGGACGACUCGCUGCAGCUGUUUUAGCCCAGUUUACCGUCAUGAUCUACCCGGCAGCUGCUGAAGUUCCAACUUGGUACAUAUUCACAGUCAUUGUCGAGCAUGUCGCCUCGACAUUCAUGAGCACAGUCAUGUUUGUGGCCGUAUCCGCUUUCCACGCUCGCGUCUCCGACCCCGCCAUUGGGGGUACCUAUAUGACGCUACUAGCAACGGUUUCAAACCUAGGCGGUACAUUCCCCCGCUACUUCGUCCUCAAACUUGUCGACAUGUUCACCCAGGCCACCUGCGUUCCACCAAGUCAAACCCCUGCGCCAGACUCCCUGAAGGGUGAUUUAAUCACAUCUCCUUUCUCAUGCGCUCUUGAGCCUGAGAAGAACCGCUGUGUUGCCGGUGGAGGCACAUGCGAUGUAACUCGAGACGGCUACUAUUUGACGAACAUCUUUUGUGUGCUGGUUGGAACCGUCACGUUUAUCAUGUUCAUCAAACCCGCUGUUCUGAAGUUGCAGGGUCUACCAUUGCGGGCCUGGAGGUUGACGUCUGGAAAUUCCAGAAAUUAA